Molecule: messenger RNA, 2511 nt
Organism: Ceratitis capitata (Mediterranean fruit fly)
Lineage: Eukaryota; Metazoa; Arthropoda; Insecta; Diptera; Tephritidae
Gene: ida
Product: anaphase-promoting complex subunit 5
Exons: 3
Coding region: 124-2403 (759 amino acids)
Biological process (GO): positive regulation of mitotic metaphase/anaphase transition; anaphase-promoting complex-dependent catabolic process; protein K11-linked ubiquitination
Cellular component (GO): anaphase-promoting complex
Source: RefSeq, a predicted model, not a curated record
AAUUAGAUGCAUUUUUGUUGGGCUUAUUUAUGUUUUUUGCUAAACCAACAGCGGGUGAAUUUACUAACUUAUUAAAAUAAAAAGUUGCAGACUGAAUAUUUGUGGUCUUUCCGAAAUUGAAAAAUGCACUAUGAAGAGCUCGAGGCAUUGAAUCCCCGUAAUCCCACGUAUACGACCCGCAUAGAAACACCUCCGCCACACAAAGUGGCGGUGUUGAUUUUGGUGCAACAAUAUCUGAAAGUGAAAAAUGCUGCUACAGAUGCAGGGGUAGCGUAUCCUCUUCAAGCACGCAGAAAUUUUUGUAUGCUGCUUUUAAAAUUGAUACAAUACCCUGAUAUGACAUACAACGAUCUUUACCAUUUGCUUACAUCUCCUCGAUAUAAGAUUAAUGCGCUGCAUUUGGAAAGUUUUGAAAAGGCUAUGUCUAAUAUCUUUACAAUGGGUAUAGAAACACUUUGUGACUUCGCUGAGCGCCAGAAUUGGGAUAACCUUUUAUCGGAAGAACUGGGCGUUAGUCAAUUCAGUAUUGUAGGAUUGUAUAUAAGACGAGUAUGUGUUAUACUAGAACGUAUGUCGUUUCCCGAAAUUAUGGCGAUGUAUAAAAAUAUUUGCUUAUAUUAUGAGAAAGGAAUCCGAUCUCUGGCCAUAGGACCACGAAGAGUUGGAAAUACGGUAUCCGGUGCCCAGGAAAAUUUAUUUCCACGACCGCUUGCAAGAACUACAGACGAUCAUGGUCAUACAUUAGAAGAAUCGGCUUUAGAUACUGAUACCGUACAUCAAGACCGAAACCCUCACAGUAAGUGGUCACCUAAGCAAGCUGAUCUCUUCGUGGCACAACAAUGCAAAUUGCUAGAAAAUAACGAGCUUCGAGCAUUACCUCCGAUUGAGCUGCAAAGCAAAUUGAAUGAAAUAAUUCAAGAUAACCCGUUGAAUUCGCAAGCAUAUUUCCUAGGCUAUAUGAAUCAAUUGAGACUGCGUGAUUUUUAUGGUGCAAUGGAUGCCCUACAUCGUGCAUUCGAUAGAAGUCCUAUACUGACAGCCACUCAAUAUGACCAAAAAAGUUUCCAGUAUUUCAGUGUUAACUUAGCUGUGCUGCAUGCUGCUUUCAACCAUCGUCGUGAAGCAUUAAAUGCACUCAAGGAGUGCAUCAUGUUAGCACAAGAAUGCGGAGAUAAACGCUGCCUUGACUUAGCAAAUUCUUGGUAUUGCUUACUGAAUAGUAAUAAAAUAGAUCCAUUUGAGAAAAGUCUACCAGAUAUUCAAGACCCCGGUUUAGUACAAUCGUUGUCACUAGCUAUACAAUACGUUGUAAAAUUUGGAGCACAAUGUGGGUAUUUGCCUCUCGAUCUCUUUGAGUUGCUUUUAAAGAGUGAUGAAUUGAAUAAUAAGAACUCAAUAAUAGAACACGCGUCCGAUUCACUAGCGUUAAGGUCUGCACUUUGGUGUCUUUACGGGCGACAUGAAAUCUCAUCACUAUAUUCACAACUGCUUUUGCAGCUGAAAAAAACGUGGGCGUUUGGAGAUAUUGGAAAUUCAGAAAGUGUUAGCAAAGUACUCGCCAGCCUGUCUCUGUGGUUGAAUGUGCAAGGGGAGCACCAAAUGAGUGCGGUGGUACAAAGUCAUGCGCGUAAUCGAUUCCCACGAUAUCCUAAUGCACAAAAUUGGAUGAUUAGCGAGUACCAUAUUAUAAUUCAACAAUGUAUUUAUCGUUGCCGAUGGCAGGAAGCAAAUAAAGCUUGUAGUCAACUGUAUUUAUUGGAUAAGAACGCUGGCAAUCUACAACGUGCUGCAAUUUAUAUCGCUAAGAGAUAUUUCAACACAGCCAGACGUGUUAUUCAUAAAUUAUUGCACAGUCCAAACUUGGAUGUUUUGACGCAAGUACGAUCGUUGGUGCUGCAAGCGUACUCUACUAUUUGCGAAGAUCGUGUGACAUCUGAAACAGCUGAGUUUUUAAUCCGUGCUUCAGUAUUGGCAACAUCCGCUUAUAUGGAAUAUGAACAAGCAGUUAUAGACAUGCUAUUAGCCCAGGUUCUGUUGAAAAUGAAAAUGCCUCAAAAAGCUUUUCAAGCUGCUAAAAAUUGUAUGGAGAAAAUAUAUGAAAAUGGAGGCAUUUAUGAUCGUGCGAAAAUGGACUUUAUUUUCGUGCGCUGCAUGGUAGCAGCCAGCGAAAGUGAUGAGCGUAAAAGAAUUAAUAUCCUUAAAGGAAUAAAGAUAUUAGAGCGGGCCAUAGAAUGGUUUAAAAAAUUAGAAGCACAUGCCAAAGUGUUAGACAUAUUUGUUUAUCUGGCAAAAACGUUUCACCAACUUAGCCAACCAGAAGAACGAAACAAGUAUGCUUCUAAAUUUAAACACUACUAUUCCGAGUACCCUAUAGCAAGAGAAUAUCUAGGAAUGGCAUUCUAAUUGUAUAUUUUAAAUAAAAAAAUUUUGCUGAAAUAAAUUAACAGUUUUAACUGCCAUUCUCUUACUUAGUUUCUAUCUAACUAAAGAAUCCAACUAAGAUUUAAUGUA